Messenger RNA from Pistacia vera, 1448 nucleotides. RefSeq names its product cinnamoyl-CoA reductase-like SNL6. The transcript has 6 exons. The coding region runs from base 47 to 1087 and encodes 346 amino acids. The record is from RefSeq and is a predicted model, not a curated record. Gene Ontology annotation, biological process: steroid biosynthetic process. Lineage: Eukaryota; Viridiplantae; Streptophyta; Magnoliopsida; Sapindales; Anacardiaceae. Gene Ontology annotation, molecular function: 3-beta-hydroxy-Delta5-steroid dehydrogenase (NAD+) activity.
AUAAAAUCAGCCCAUGAACACUCUGUAACCGUGGAGAAAGAGUGAGAUGGUGAUGGAACAAGAGGUGGCUGUGCCUCUGGAGUUGCAUGUUGCAGCUUUGAGUGAACGCCAGAAGACUUGUAAAAAUGUAAAAGGUUUUACUAGCUAUGCAGGUUUGAGUGGAAGAGAGGGAAAACUGCUGGUUUGUGUGACAGGUGGGAAUUCUUAUUUGGCUUCUCAUAUUGUGAAAGAACUAUUGGCUCAUUCUUAUCUUGUCCGAGUUAUCAUUCAAAACCAAGAUGAUUUUGAGGACAUGAAGAGGCUUUUCAGAGAAGAAGAGAUGAACCAAUUAGAGAGUGUUGUGGUAGCAAAGAUGGGAGAUUUAGACACUCUCUGUGAAGCUUUUAGAGGCUGCCAUGUUGUUUUUCACACCUCCUCCUUUAUUGACCCACAUGGAGUCUCUGGAUAUUCAGAACAGAUGGCCUUCCUUGAAACUGAAGGAGCAAGAAAUGUCAUUGAAGCUUGUGGCAGGACAGCCUAUGUGAAGAGAUGCAUAUUCACUUCUUCUCUUCUUGCUUCUAUCUGGAAUGGUAAUAACAUAGACAUCGUCGUCGAUGAGAGUUGUUGGAGCAAUGAGGAAUUCUGCAGAGAAAAGAAGCUUUGGCUUGCAUUGGGGAAGACAAAAGCAGAGAAGGUUACUUGGAACAAGUCAAGAGAAAUGAAAGUGAAGCUUGUUACAGUGUGCCCUGGACUUCUCAUGGCUCCAUCAUUCCCAAAUGCACACAUUGAAACCUCUCUUCCAUAUCUUAAAGGUGGGCAGGUGAUGUUACAAAAAGGGAUGCUGGCAACUUCAGAUGUGAAGAAGGUAGCAGAGGCACAUGUCCAUUUAUAUGAAGCCAUGGACUACGGAGCUUGCGGUCGAUAUCAUUGCUUCGAGAGAAUUAUACGAAGCUCAGAUGAAGCCAUUAAACUUGAAACUGAGUUAAAGAUGCCUGGUUUGUUAUCAGAAGCACAAACAGAUGAAAUAGACAACAAUAAUAAGCUUAGCAAUUCAAGACUUGCCAAUUUGUUAUAUAGAACUUCUCAACGCUUGUCCUGCAAAGAAUGAAACCCCAUUACUGAACUGCAAAGCUAUGCAAACACCUUGCAGAAAGAAAACAGUAGAAGAUUUUGUAUGAAGUAAAUUAUAAGAUCAUGUAAAGAUGAUACCUACUUUCAAAGUCACAUAUGCUGUCCAUGACUGGAGGAAUAUAAUUAUGAAGCAUGGGAAAUCCCUCAAAGGAGAGCAUCAUCGCCUUCAAAAAGUGAUUUCUUAGAGAAAACUUUCUUUAGAUAAGAUAAUCAAGAACUUUGCUUUUGUGAAAUCUAGUAGAUUGCAAUGUGAGGAUCAGAUUCCUCAACUAAAUUUGCACUCAAUGCACCCAUGUGUAAGAUAAUUUGUUUUUUUAAUAACUGAAGGUGUCCGACCA